UACAUUUUCACGCGUUUUACCCCCGGUUUCCACCCAUCGCUAGGGUUAUACCAUAACUAUGGUAAACCCCCCCUCUUUUAAUUCUAAGCAAGUGGAUGAGCGAGCUAACGAAGCAGGCGACCAAUAAAUCUAAACGAAAACAAAGAACCACACAAUCUUCCGCUACUUCUAGGGGACGAGACUCAAAGAUUGUUCCAAUAGGCCCGCGGACGAGAAGGUCUACACAUACCGCCGCCACCGCUACGGAUUCAAAAGCGAAAACCAGGGCAGCGCCUCCUGCUCAGACUUCCACCCCAGCGUCCAGUAACAUGCCGCUGCCUCACCGACCAGUGAUAACGGCCAGGGCAGCAGGAACGAGGCGUAAGUCGGCAGCUCAAGAAGCUGGAGACCGAAUCCAGCAUGAAGCUGAAGCAGGAGUAGAAGCGGAAAGUGAGUUUGUUCGUCGCCUUUCUACCUGAUGGUUUGGCUAAUGACUACUCUAAAAAUAAAAUAAAAAGAGGAAUCCGGACCUGCCAAAAUGCCUAUGCUAAAGCCGCGGGUGCGCAACGUCCCGCAGGAGCUUGUCGAAGCGAAAUGGGGCGUGCUAUCCGAUAAGGGGCGCGAGGAGGCCAUGGAGGUUGUCAGGGCUGCGGAAAGACCGGUACUCAUGACGUUCCGGAGGGAGAAUAGGAGGGUGGAAGCGCAGGAGGUGUUGCAUAGGGUUGUUAGGAGGUAUGGCUUUGCAUUAAUUGAUCGAGUAAUAUGUCACGUCAUGCUGAUUGCUAUUCCUCGUUUACUUUCCUUUUUUCACCCUAACUGGCCGACUGGCUGACCGGUGUUAUGGUGGUGGCAGGAUUGGGAAUUCGUUAACGAAGGUCCCUGUUCCACCAUUGGGGAAAGAUGCAUAUCUCAAUUAUGAAAAGUUGUUGGAUAAGAACGUAUGCUAUGCCACCACGUGCUUAUACCCGUUAGCUUACGCCAUGUUGCUGACAUCCCUUUCCCUGGAACAUCAAGCGUGCGCUGGAAGCCAUCCUGGAGCCUGAUCUCCGACAAAUCGCUGGGCUCGAGGUCGAGAUUUCGAAGGAGCAGAAACUACUGGAAAAGGAAAAAGGAUACCUCCAGGAAUUGAAAAGGAACGCAAUCGCGCAGGAAAGCAUAAGGCGCCAAAAAUCUCGAAAUGUGUGUUAUAUCCCACUACCCGCCUAACCACCUAACACCUGUCCUCCCAUGGUUAGUUGGUCAACGAUAUUAACGGGUGGAUGCCGCACAGAUGCAUCCCAUUCUGCGCAAUGCCCCGUCAAAGCAAGAUCCAAUCGACGGGGUGGAAAAGAUAAAUCUCACACCAAAAUUGAGUGCAUCUCUGUACGAUGUUGAUUCCGACCGGCAACUGCAUCCCCUAACGACCCAAUUACAACAACAUCUCACAAGUAUGCAGGGCAAUAGCGGAUCGUUGGGAGAGGUCGCAGAAUGGAUUCAAAAGGGUAAAGCGGCAGUUGACGAGGUUCUCUUUAAGAAGGCAGGUGAUCAGACCUAUGAUACCAUUAUGGGACUCUAGACGAGAAUUUUCCGGAUGGCGGCUGCGGAGAAACACGGAAGGUUCUUUACUGUAUAAUUAUCUACACUUGAGUAAUUUUUUUUGUCGCUUGGGCCCAUACGGCCGAGAGAGUGUGAACGCGGAGGAGUUAUUAGACUUUAUUUCCCCCUCGAAACCCUCGAACCGGGGCCUGUGAUUGUGUUGGGUUAGAAACCACAAUCCGGUAUUGCGAGCCGGGCAGUGGUUGGUUGCAGUGAGUUGAAUGCCAGGUGACGAGUGAUUGGCAGUGAUGUUUAUGACCCACAAUCGCGGGCGGUGAAGUUUAGAUGUUGGUGUGGAGCGGUGAGAAAAACAGACUCUCAUUCGACGCCUCUAGAUCGUGUCAUCUGGUGAGGCAUCAAAUUAAUAGCACGGGAAAAAGAAAGCAGAGCUGUCAGCUUAUCGAUGUGGGGCGACACGCCACAGGCUUUCGCAAAGCACAAUGCUUAAUUAUCUCGCAUCCAAGAUUCUGCUUCAUCAGACUUGUGGAAUUUGC
Molecule: messenger RNA, 2048 nt
Organism: Tuber aestivum (summer truffle)
Lineage: Eukaryota; Fungi; Ascomycota; Pezizomycetes; Pezizales; Tuberaceae
Source: the annotation of a GenBank genome assembly